Camponotus floridanus (Florida carpenter ant) is the source of this 1269-nucleotide messenger RNA. RefSeq names its product ATP-binding cassette sub-family A member 3-like. Bases 1 to 1269 code for a protein of 422 amino acids. Gene Ontology annotation, molecular function: ATP binding; ABC-type transporter activity; ATP hydrolysis activity. Gene Ontology annotation, cellular component: membrane; intracellular membrane-bounded organelle. Gene Ontology annotation, biological process: lipid transport; transmembrane transport. The transcript is spliced from 7 exons. NCBI's taxonomy places the organism in Eukaryota, Metazoa, Arthropoda, Insecta, Hymenoptera, Formicidae. The record is from RefSeq and is a predicted model, not a curated record.
AUGCUGAUCAAACAAUCUGGCGCUGAAUAUUAUCAUUCGGUCACAGACGACAUACUUUUAAUGAUAUCCCAAAUGUUUGCUCUUUAUAUAUUGCUAGAGAUUUUUGACGAAAAAAAUCGCAGAAAGUGGUAUAGUUAUUCUGUACCUUCUAUGCAAAACGAUAAUAUUGUGUCUGAAGUUAUAGAGGAAAAGAAGCGAGUCGAUGAAUAUAUAAAACAUUAUGAAGAAACAAAAUUAUUUCCACCACAAGUUGCCCUAGUUGUUCAAGAUUUAACAAAAGAAUAUUCUGGGAAUGCGGUAGUUCAAGGAGUAAAUUUUAACAUCUAUAAACAGGAAUGUUUCGGUUUGUUGGGAUUUAAUGGGGCAGGAAAAUCAACAAUAUACAAAAUGUUAACGGGACAAACAAAAAUAUCGGCCGGAAAAGCAGUAAUAUACGGAUAUGAAUUUACAAGAAAUCAAGAAAAAUUUAUAGGUAUGAUAGGAUACUGUCCACAAAUUAACGGACUAAGCGAUUUUAUGACGGGGAGACAAUAUUUACAACUUCAUGCGGCACUUCGUGGUGUUCCAUACGAAUGCAUUAACGACGAAGUAAACAAGUGGCUAGAUGUAUUAGAUAUGUUAGACUUCGAGAAUUUAAAAAUCGCCCACUGUCCUUGGGGAAUUCAAAGGAAACUUUGCGUAUUGCAAAGUUUAAUUGGCGAUCUACCAAUGGUAUUUAUGGAUGAACCUACCACUGGAAUCGAUAUAAUGACUAGACAUGCUAUCUGCGAAAUUUUACGUCAAAUACGGGAAAUGGGGAGAUCUGUAUUAAUUACUACGCACAGUAUGUCGGAAGCAGAAGCAAUGUGUCUGCGCGUAGGAAUCUUGGUUAACGGCCAGUUUACCGUAAUUGGAUCUUGCGAGCAAUUAAAAGCAAAACAUGGUCGCAAUUUUAUAUUAAAUAUCAAAGUAGUACAGGGGUAUCAGCUUGCAAACCUCGAGAAAAUAAAAACUAUUAUUGAUGAAACUUUCCCCGCAAUAAAAUUUAAAGAUAGUUAUUUGGGUGUUCUUAAAUAUGAGUUGGAGAGUGAUAUUUUGCACAGUUAUGUAUUUGAUAAGCUUGAAAAGUUACGACAAAGAUAUGUGUGGUUCACAGACUUCUCUGUUACUCAACCAUCCAUGGAUGAAGUACUUUUAACUUUAGCGAAGAAGCAGAGAAAACCUAGCAUAAAAUUAACAUUUUAUGAACGUCUUUAUUCUUGGAUUAUCCGUAAUAUAUAUCAAGUAUAA